AUGAACGUUGCCGAGCUUGCUCCAGGCGAUGAUGAGGUCGAGCGGAGCUUCAAAGAGGAGAUGCACUCUGCGAGGACCCGCCCGGCAGUCGUCGAGCCGUCACCAGCAUCAGGAAGCAGACGAAAGGGGCCGGAAAGCCGCAGUUUGGCGCCACAAAGGCUGGCGCCAGAUGCGCGCGGCUCUCCAGCCAGACAUGGUGGUCAGGCGCGUUCCGGUGGCUACGACGGCAGAGCGUCGGAUGCCGACAGAGAAGGCAAGUCACCCGUUCAGGGAGCCACACUUCCGGAGCCAUGGACCAGGCGUCUGGCCAACACGAUGAUUCUGCACACUGUGCAGAAUUCAAUGAUCCUUGCAACAUACCUCCUGGAGCUUCUCACAAGUGGCUACGGCGCCAGGAGCGCUUUGCACAUCGCUUGCUGGGAGGGAUCCGUGUCGGCGGUGCAGGUCGUCGCCAACGGCUCAAAGAAAGCCGUUCAAGACUGGCACCAGCGCAAGGGAGAUUUGACUCCACUGCACAUUGCCGCGAUUUGCAGCCAUGCGGAGGUUGCUGAGCUUCUGCUGGGCUACGACAUCGAUCCGGACAUCAAUACCGUGCAUCAGCUGCGGUCGCUUCACAUCUCUGCUACCUCCAGCACUGAUCUUUGUGAAGUGCUGGUGUCUAGUCGAGCAGACAUCACAGCACGCACGGCGGAUCAGGAUACCCCACUCCACUUUGCAAAUUGUUUCCAGCAGCUGGACACCAUCGAGCUGCUCUUGAAAGCAGGCGCAGAUGCCUCGGCCGCGAACAACUUCGGCGUGGUUCCGCUGCAUGUAGCUGUGGCUUAUGCCGGCCUUGAGCGGCUGGAGUUGCGAGAGGCGAAGGCGACGCUGCUGCUUUGCGCCUAUGGUGCCAAACUGGAUGCCAGGGACCAUCAUGGCCACACCCCUGCGGCCGUGGCCCGGAUGGCAGGCGCUCACAGCUCCUUGAUCGACUUCCUCGAGUCCGCAAGUGAGGACCAUCAGGCGACUGCACAGGAUUUGCUGAAUGCUGUGGACGAGGAUGCCGAAGACUUCGCUUCCAGCUCCCUAGCGCUGAAGGCCAUGCAGAGCGAGAAAACCGCAGGAAGUGACGGAUGGGCGCCGCCAUCCCCCAGCGUGGCAAGGGCGAGAGCGAACUCGUAUGCUGGACAAGAUAUGCAGCUGACGGAGGAGAACUCGCGCCUAUCACAGGAGACCAAGCGGCUUCAGAAGGAGCUUGAUGAGGCUCGGGCGAAUAUUCGGCACCUUCAAGGACUGCUCGAUCAGAGCAGAUCAACCAUGGAGCGGCUGAAAAGCACACGACUCAGCGUCUCCGAGGCUCCCGGAGCAGAGGCAUUUCAGGCGGUCCGUGACGACAUGGAGAAGGAGAUGGGCGAGCUCCGGCAGCGGCAAGAGGAUCUGGGCAGAGAUCGGGAUAGCUGGCUGCAGGAGCGAGAGUCCCUGCUCCGGCAGCUGGAGGAGGCGGCCGAGAAGCAGGAACGAGCCGAGGCCACCGUGAAGCGCAUCACGGCAGAGCGCAACGAAGCCUUGGAGCGACCUGCAGUCAAGGACAUCUCAAGGCCGUCUUCGGCGGUCACCCGACAGGCUGCAGAACAAGCGGCCACGCAAGACGCUGCGCUCUUUGCCAAAGAAGAAGCCCUGAGUCAGAAGGAUGCAGAGCUGCAAGCGAAAGCGCAAGCCGAGCAAGAGGCCCUGGAGGCCCUGCAAGCCAAAGAUGCUGAGCUUGAGCGCCUCACCGCUGAAUUGCACGCGAUGAAGUCUCAAGCGGACCGCUCCGGCAAAGAUCUGGAGGAGAGAUCCGCCGAGCUCUCCCAAAAAGAGGCCGACGUGCUGAGCCGCAAGGCGGAGGUGCAGCGCCUGAACGGCGAGCUCGAGCGCCAGGCGACUGAGAAGGAAGAGCUCUGGAAGAACCUCACUGAGCUCCGAGCACAGCACAAGGAGCUCAGGGAGCAGCAGAGCAAGACCAGCCAAGAGCUCGGAGCCGUGCAGACGCAGCUGCAGGAGAGGGAGGUGGAGUUGGAAGGUCAGUUGAAGGAGAAGGAGCUGACCAUCCAAAAACUGGAGGAAGAUGCGACCCAGUUGACUGGCCAGGUGGCGGAGCUCAGCGGCGUGCGGGAGCGGGCAGAGCAGGCGGAGAAGAUGCUUGAGCCUUGGAAGAAGCGGACCGAAGAAGUUCACGAAGCUUUCCAGAAGGAGCAAGCGCUUCGAAAGCGGUACCACAAUCAGAUGCAGGACAUGAAAGGUGCCAUUCGUGUCUUCGCAAGAAUACGUCCAAAAGUUUCCCGAGAAGCUGAUCAAGAGAUCUCCGUCUGGAGACGGGAUGCCUUUUCACUGGAAUGUGCCGCGAAAGACAAGAAGUCGACUGCGAAGGACUACAACUUCGACGCUGUCUUUGAUGAGCACAACAGUCAAGAGGACGUCUUCGCUGACUGCCGUGGAUUGAUCGGCUCGGCCGUCGACGGCUUCAAUGUUACGGUGUUCGCCUACGGCCAAACUGGUGCAGGGAAGACUCACACCAUGUACGGGAACGAGGCCAUGCCCGGCUUGGUUCCACGGGCCGCAGAGGAGCUUUUCACGGUGCUAAGACGUUAUGCCCACGAAUGCGAGUCGAAAGUCCUUUGUUCGAUGUUUGAGCUCUACCGUGACGACUUAGUUGACCUCCUCUUCACGAAGGCCAAGGGCAAAGCCCCUCCGGUCCUGGACAUAAAGAAGGAUCCGAGGGGGACGGUGAAGGUGGAGAAUGCUGUGGAAAUCGAGGUAACCAAUCCCGACGAGCUGCAGAAGACGAUCAGCACGGGCAUGGACCGGCGGCAUGUCGCAGCUACGAAGAUGAAUGCAGACUCUUCCCGGUCCCAUUUGAUCUUCAUCGUCACAAUUGAGUCUGUGAACAAGAAGUCGAAGCAGGUCUCCACCGGCAAGCUGACCCUUUGCGAUCUGGCAG
Symbiodinium sp. CCMP2592 is the source of this 2959-nucleotide messenger RNA. Lineage: Eukaryota; Dinophyceae; Suessiales; Symbiodiniaceae. The record is from the annotation of a GenBank genome assembly.